AUGGAGAUCCAUUUGCCUAGUUUGCCAUUGAUGAAAAUCUUCUCCUAUCUGGAUGCCUACAGUUUGCUACAGGUUGCCCAAGUAAAGAAGAACUGGAAUGAACUUGCAAGCAGUGAUGUCCUGUGGAGGAAGUUGUGUCAGAAGAGAUGGCUCCUCUCUGACAUGGUCACCCUACAGCUCCUGGGCAAAGAGACAUGGAAGCAGUUCUUCGUUUGUCGAACAUGGCAAGAACACGCCAAGACCCGGGCAAAGCCAGAAGACUUCACUUACAAAGAAAUUCUCGCAGAGACUGGAAUUUGGGCAUAUGCAUGUUAUAUCUCAGAGCGUGGCUUAGCAAGAAAUGGACAAGGCAGGUCGGUCAUCUGUAUGUUUACUUCCAUGACCAAGAUUUCCACCUGGGAUAUUCAUGAGGGUGUUAUGACCUGGGUAAGCCCAGAACAGCCAGCUACUAUCAAGCUGUUGACUACCCUCCCUGAGAUGCACAUGGCAGUCACUGUAGAUAUUCAUUCAACUAUCAAACUGUGGGACUGUCACAACGGGGAAGUUCUGGCGGCUAACAGCCUGUUCUUUCCCUGUCAGUCACUGAAAUCUCUCUUUACCAAGGAUGGUGCUAUUGUCUUGGCAGGCGAUACCUUGGGUAACCUCUACCCCCUCAUGUGGAGUGCGCAUGUGCCAGGCUGCAGAAAUUUACUCUUCAUUGUUUCCCCUGGGCAAUACUCUCUGCAGGUGUUUUACAUGGACAGCUUACUAAGGACAACAGAAUUCUCUGCUCCUGGGUCUACCAUUCUCAAAUUUUCAUUAUGCGACAAAGCCUUCUGGACCCCAAGAAGGGAAGACAGGAUAACCCUGAUGUCUGUAUGUGGUCCCCAUAAAGUCACAAAGUUUGUCACAUUUGAUAUGGAGCUGGAAGAGAUCGGGAACCAAAUAAUUGUUAAAGGAUAUUUGACAGCCAGCUUCUCGUUGGCAGAAUAUGAGGGGAGACCAGAAUGUUUUGGAGUCAGUGAUAAGGAUGUGAUUGUUUGUUCAAGUGGAUCCUCUGUCUUGCUCUUCAGCAUGGGGGGUGUCCGUCUGCAGAAAUUUCAAUACUUUCCAGAAGAGGUCUUGAGACUAUGGGUGGACCCCCUUCAUGUCAUUGUCACUUUUAUCAAUGGCUCUUUGGAUGUGUACGCAUGGGAUGAGAGAAGCCCGCAGCUCAGAAAGUGUUAUCGGCUGCAAAACAGGAGACAGCUGCCACGGCAAAGUUGCUUUGAAAAAACUUUAUGUGAUGAUGUGAGCAUAAUUCGGAUGAUGAGAGAUGGUCCCAAUCCAUGCUAUCUGAUGGCAUAUACCUUGAACAUCUCUGCUCUUGAAAUCUAA
Messenger RNA from Mus pahari (shrew mouse), 1356 nucleotides. RefSeq names its product F-box/WD repeat-containing protein 15-like. The record is from RefSeq and is a predicted model, not a curated record. Gene Ontology annotation, molecular function: protein binding. Lineage: Eukaryota; Metazoa; Chordata; Mammalia; Rodentia; Muridae. Bases 1 to 1356 code for a protein of 451 amino acids. The transcript is spliced from 10 exons.